Molecule: messenger RNA, 564 nt
Organism: Ilex paraguariensis (yerba mate)
Lineage: Eukaryota; Viridiplantae; Streptophyta; Magnoliopsida; Aquifoliales; Aquifoliaceae
Source: the annotation of a GenBank genome assembly
AUGGAACAACUGCAGGUGAACAGGAACAUAUCCAUAUCAUAUGGAAAUAUUGUUCAGGUAUGCAAUCCUUUUUCUGCAGCACCGGAGUACGAGUACCAGCCAGAGAACUGUCCUCCUAAUGCAAUUCAGAUCGGAGACAUCCCUCGGUUAUUGAAGAUGCUUACAUGUCCAGAUUCCAACAAUGGAACCUGUAACGGAGGAAUAUCAAUCUCCUCCGCAGAUAUUAGAACAGUGGAAGCUUACUCAACUACAAUACAGCAACUACUAGAUGUGUAUCCUGCUAUGGAAAGUCUAGUUGAAUGUCAGAUGGUGAAGGACGCUUUUUCGGAAAUCCUUCACAAACACUGCAAACCUUUGAAGAAAUAUGUACGGAUGGUAUGGGCAGCAGUGGUGCUCCUCUCCGUGGCAAUGGGGGCUCUAGUUAUCAUAUGGACAGCCGAUGCACACCACGAACUAAGACAUCAUUUUUCAGAUGGUUCUGUGAAACCCCAUUUUACAACGGCAAAUAUACUGGAACUGGGAACAACCAAGGCAACAACUCAUCCUAAUAGUUUAGUCCUGUAG